UUUUGAUAUGCAUAAAUGAGGCCGUACGGCGGGCGGUGAACAAAGAGCGGCGAAAACUGAACCGACGACCCGGACCUGCAGUUCCCGCACAAAAAUAUAUGCCCGGGCCACUCGGAGGUUAUAUACCUGCACCAGGAUAUGUAACUGGCGCAGGAGGAUACGCUCCCGCGCCAGGAUAUGUGCCCGGUGCCGCAGGAUACAUGCCGGCACCGGGAUAUGUGCCUGGUGCAGUAGGGUACGCUCCCGCGUCAGGUUAUGUGCCUGGUGCAGUAGGGUACGCUCCCGCGUCAGGUUAUGUGCCCGGUACUGCAGGAUACGUACCUGCACCGGAAUACAUGCCCGGGCCUGCAGGAUACGUACCUGCACCGGGAUAUACGGAUUUGAUCCGGGAGUGAGAAGACGAAAAGAACGAUUACGGACCGAGCAGAGGCGACCACGUCCAAAUCACGCCCGGUAAAUAUUUUUCACACACUGAUUUUUUUGAUUGCUCCUCACUUUAAGAACCUAGAUACCGCCGUAAAAUACUCCUUCCGUAGAGAUUCCGGCAAGACACGGGGAUGGCCACUCUCUCGCGAGGUGCGAGAAAGCCCCGGACAAGAAAGACGCGAGAGAUACAAUGCCUCGAGCUUCAGCUUAUCCGACUAUAUAAAAAAAUUCGAGAUUGAUCAAUCAAUCGAUCGGGCGGAUUUUUGGAAGGGACAACAGAAACGGUGCGCUCGUAGGAUUCUUCCCGACGAGAAGUAUAGCAAGGAGCAUCGGAACUCUAGGCGGAAGGACAGAGGAACGGCGAAGAGAAUUAUCACCGAGCAAAUUCGCAGGGCCCCGCGGGAUGCCUGGUGGCCCUGCCAGGAUAAGAAGCGCCACGGGUAGAAAAUGCCCAAUUUAUUAUCGGCGUGAUUCCGGCAGGUCUCUCGCUCGUCAUUGUCCGGCGGAACGUGGCAAAGCGCAGAGGUUCCCGAUCCCGGAUGCCGAAGCAGCGGCAACCACGCAGAUGCCGGUGAGACGAACGGCCCUAGAAUUGUAAAGUCGCUCAUUUUCGAGUUGAUUGUUCGGGAGAAACGCGUGUCACGUCUGCGGCCGAUUACCAAUUAUUCGCCUGUGUCAUUUCGAGAUAUUAAGAGAAAAUUAAGAGAUUUAUUACGCGUAGAAUUUUGUCUCGGCGCCCGACCGACCGCGUGUUCUCUCCCGCGCGCACAUUGAGAGAAACUCUCUCCUGCGGAUACGCCGACAGUCGCCGUGAUUUCUUUGUACCGAUAUCUGGAAUAAAUUCUUGUACUCGUAAUUAUUGUGCCGUCUCUAGUCCGUUAGAGCUAUAAAGCGUAGUAUGUAAUCGUCCCUACCAUCGCAUCGGAGAUAUAUAGAGUAUUCUUUCUCGCGCCUGCGAUUAUUCAAGUAUAUUAGCUAUUUUGUGUACUUGCGCGAAGGACGUCCCGCGGAAUAGAUAUCAGGAAUAAAUCGCGCGGAACAUAUUAUAGUUUACGGGAGAUUGUGUAGUGCCGCGAUUAUUAGAAUCAAUCACUUCGCACGGACCGUAGUAAGUCUCGUGCGUGAAUAAUUAUUCGCCACGUAUACGAACAAGUUUACUCCCGGGUUCCGCGUGUCACCAGAUAUCUCCGCGUCGGGUCGUCCAAAAGGUCGCGGAAUCAUAACACCGCGCCACGUGUCAGCAGCCGUACUCUCGCUGUACUUUAUCUUUACGACUGUAAUAUCCGAUUUCGAUCGCUUUGGAUUUCGGCGUUCUAUAGAACUCGCCGCCCGCCACCAACGACAAGUGCGCGAAAUUUAAUUAAUAUCUUA
Molecule: messenger RNA, 1797 nt
Organism: Nylanderia fulva
Lineage: Eukaryota; Metazoa; Arthropoda; Insecta; Hymenoptera; Formicidae
Source: RefSeq, a predicted model, not a curated record